UUUUUUUUUUGCUUGUCAUCAUUGUCAUCAUCAAAUUAAUUAUUAUCAUCAACAUCAUCAUCAUUGUAUCAUCAAUUGAUUGAUCCAUCAUUGGCAUUUAAUAAUUAUGGAUAGAAAUAUUUGUUUCAUAUUAUUUGCAAUAUUUGUUGCAUAUACUGCAAGAGAUUUAUUCUUUAAAUCUUAUCAGCCAUCAUCACAAGCUGAUGCAAUUGAUUCUGUAAAAAAAGAAAUUCCAUCCAUGUCAUUCCGACAACAAAGGCCAACAAUAAAAAUUCUUUAUUGUUAUUCAUGUGGUUACCAAAGAGCAUUUGAAGAAUAUCGUAAAAUGAUUAUGGAUCAAUUUCCUGAUCUAACCGUAAUUGGUUCGAAUUAUAAUCCAAGCUUUUUGAAAAGUAAACUUGCUCAGCUAAUAUCAAUAACAAAAAUGAUUGCCAUUGCUUUGUUGGUGGCAAAUGUUAACCCUUUUGCUUAUUUUGGUUUACAAACACCACAUUUUUGGGAAUGGAUGCGUGAACAUAAAUUAUAUGCCUGUAUGAUGACAUUUUUUCUUGCUAAUACAUUGGAAAGUCAAUUAAUGUCUAGUGGUGCAUUCGAAAUAUUCUACAAUGAUGUUCCCAUUUGGUCAAUAACAACUGGUCGCAUUCCAUCGGCAAAUGAAUUAAUCGAUAUGAUUGAUAAUCAACAUAAAUUUUUUCAACCUGAAACAUUUGGUACCGGUGGUAGUGGUGAUCAUUUAACAUCACAUACAAUACAUACUACAGGUCGUACAUUAUAAAUAUGAAAAUUGACAACAACAACAACAACAAAAAAAUCAUAGAAUAGAAUCUAUAUCUAUAUAUUAUAAAUAUAUAAUGCAAUCAUACAACGUUCUUCGGCAUCAAUUGAAUUUCAUUUUCCAUUCAUUCAUAAUGCCUGUACAUGUCUUUCCAAAAUUUCCGUAAUUUUUUUUUCUUCUUCUUCUUCUUUGUCUUCAUUUUGUCCAUUGGAAUUUAUACGAAUUUGUAAUAAUGAUAAUAAUAAACAAAAUUUUAACAGAAGCAGCAGCAACAACAACUGAUUUUAUUUGUAAAACCAUAAUGAUUUCCGUUUCGCACACAUUAAAUUUAGAAUCUUGAUGAUGAUAAUCAUCAUUCAUUUACCAUUCUUA
Messenger RNA from Dermatophagoides farinae (American house dust mite), 1147 nucleotides. It is a transcript of the gene SelT, whose product is annotated as selenoprotein T. Gene Ontology annotation, biological process: cell redox homeostasis. Lineage: Eukaryota; Metazoa; Arthropoda; Arachnida; Sarcoptiformes; Pyroglyphidae. The record is from RefSeq and is a predicted model, not a curated record. Gene Ontology annotation, cellular component: endoplasmic reticulum membrane. Gene Ontology annotation, molecular function: thioredoxin-disulfide reductase (NADPH) activity.